CCCCCUCCAAAGAUGCUGUCUUCAGCUUCCAGGGUCUUGGUCCUCCUGGGCUCCGUCUUGAUCGCCACCAGCCGAGGAAACCUUUCGCAUGACGGUAGCCAGCCCACAUCGAAGGAUGAAACAGUGGUGGCCGGCAGCAAGGUGAUUCUCCGCUGCCAAGUAGAAGAUCCUGCGAACUCUUCCCUUCAGUGGUCCAAUCCAACCCAGCAGACGCUCUACUUCGGAGAGAAACGAGCCCUGCGAGAUAAUCGGAUCCAGCUGGAGAAGUCUACGCCCUAUGAACUGACGAUUAGUAUCGAUAAUGUGUCACUGGCGGACGAAGGAGAGUACACCUGCUCCCUCUUCACCAUGCCCGUGCGGACUGUAAAGCCCAUCGUCACUGUUCUAGGAAUUCCCCGGAAGCCCCAGAUCACCGGCUACAAGGAGCCUCUCAAAGAGGGGCAGACGGUCAAACUGAAGUGCGUCUCCUCGGGCAGCAAGCCCGCUGCUCAGCUCCAGUGGCAAAAGGGGGGCAAAGCACUGAUAGGUAAAGACCCUGAGGUGGCAGAAGACAGCAACGGGAAGACAUUCACCGUCACCAGUCAUGUUGAAUUUGUUGUCACUAAAGAGGACAACGGCGUUGACGUUGCCUGUACGGUUCGUCAUCCUUCGCUGCCGAACUCCGCCACGUCGACUACUCUGAAGAUAGAAGUGUUCUACGUGCCCGUUGCUUCUAUCGAGCCAGACCCCACCUACCCGCGAGAAGGAGAAAACCUGAGGCUGUCCUGUGAAGGACAAGGCAACCCAGUCCCCCAGGAGUUCAUUUGGCGGAAGGAGGGGGUUGACGCACCCUUGACAGAGACCCAAGACAACAUCCUUCUCUUCCUCUCUUUGAACAAAAGCGACAGCGGGACCUACAUCUGCAGCGCCAGCAAUAUCAUGGGCACCUCUGAAGCGAGGUACAACCUGGCUGUUAAUGAUGCCAGUCCGGUGGCGCACAGCUCGAGCACGUACCACGCCGUCAUCGGGGGAGUGGUCGCCCUCAUCGUCUUCCUGCUCCUGAUCACGCUCAUCGUUCUAGGACACUACUUGAUCCGGCACAAAGGCACCUACCUGACCCAUGAAGCCAAAGGUUCGGACGACGCCCCCGAUGCCGAUACGGCCAUCAUCAAUGCGGAGGGAGGUCAAACCGGCGGUGACGAUAAGAAGGAGUAUUUCAUCUAAGUGGGGAGGGUGGGGUGUGCGGCAGGGCAGCAGGGGGGGCAAGUGGCAAAUCGGGACCCGAACCUCAACUGAACGACAAUGGAACCCACCCAACCAGUAUGCCAAUGGAAUUUCUCUCGUGCCCAG
Messenger RNA from Euleptes europaea (tarantolino), 1329 nucleotides. RefSeq names its product cell adhesion molecule 3 (gene CADM3). Gene Ontology annotation, biological process: homophilic cell-cell adhesion. Gene Ontology annotation, cellular component: presynaptic membrane. The transcript is spliced from 9 exons. The coding region runs from base 13 to 1203 and encodes 396 amino acids. Lineage: Eukaryota; Metazoa; Chordata; Lepidosauria; Squamata; Sphaerodactylidae. The record is from RefSeq and is a predicted model, not a curated record.